Durusdinium trenchii is the source of this 1581-nucleotide messenger RNA. The record is from the annotation of a GenBank genome assembly. Lineage: Eukaryota; Dinophyceae; Suessiales; Symbiodiniaceae.
AUGAAUGCCUCGCAGAAGAAGUUGGAAGCGCGGAAACCCUUUCUCUUUCGAAAGAUUUGUUUCAAGAGGAGUAUCCAUGUCUCUGGAGGGAAGUUUUUGGAUUUGAGCAAGAAGCAGAAUGAGAAGACUGAAGUCUGGGUGAAAGACACUUCGCAGAAAAGACUCUUGGUGGAGGCAUGGGGGAAAGCCUUUGGAGACCAGCUGGAGGGCAUUGGAACAGAGCGAGUGAUUUGUUUGAUGAAUUUCAGCAUCAAAGCAGAAACAGAUGGUUCAGUUUGUCUCACGGGAGAAUACGCCGGUACAUCGGCGCGUGGUUCUGCUUUCAUUGUCGUCCCAGAAGCGAGCGAAGUCUUGGAGCUCUUCAAGGAAGUGGAAGUGGAAGGCGGCGAAGCGAUUUCCUCUCCAUGGCAGCCUAGUGGUCCGACGACGAUGUCUCCAGAUGGGCCAUGUUUUACUUCGUGCAUAGCUAGUGUCCGAAAUAGUUCGUUGGCAUGGGGGGAUGAUGCGCUGCAGCCUGUAGCGAGUCAGCGGGGGAAAGCUGGUGGUGGAGUCCCCGCGCCUCCUGAAGUAUGGCUCCCGGAGGUCGUGCGUGUUUUCAUCUGUGGAGCGUGGCUCUCGGACGUGCGUGACGCGGAAAUCAUGUACAGACCCUGUACAGUUUGCAAGAAGAAGGUUCCCGAGGGUAGUGAGUGGUGUGCACAAAUGGAUUGUACUGGGAAGGCAAGUGCAGACAAGACUGUAUUCACCGCUGUGUCCAUUUCGGACUUCACGGGAUGCCUGCAGCACGUGCUGAUUCGCACGACUGAAUUUCUUCAAUUUACAGGUUUUGCGGAUUUGGCUGCAUUGGAACAAUGUCUUGUGUCUGAAGGACACAUGAGCUUACCGUUUCGUGCACGGGCUGAUAUCAUUCUGGGAUCACAGCGCGCGACGACAUAUGGAGCUACCACAGUGGCCAACUUUGAAGUCCUCAAGGUCAUGCCUGGAUUGUUAUUGCCUUGGAACACAGAUGGACGACCGGCAGGGGAAGUGAGGAGAGGUGAGAGACAGAAUCGUUUGGUAGAGAAGCGAGUUGGAACGAUGCAGGCACAGAUGGGACACAUCUUACCGAUAGCUUCUCUGCGUGACUUUGAAAAGACACCAGUGGGAUUGCGCCACAAGCCGACAAAGAGUACUCCUGAGCAGAUUACCAUGGUGAUUGCAGCGAAGGACAAACCCAAGCCGGAGAUUUUCGAUGGUGCGGUGUUAGUUCGACAUUGUGAAGUAAUUUCGCUCUGCGACCCGGACAAGCGGGUCUUCGAGACGGAGGCCAUGUGCACAUUGGCGGACAUGUUUGUCUACAACAUGGGGGAUGGCAAGCCCAGGUAUGUGGUGGGCACAGUGCGAGCUGUCUCUGACAAGAGUCUCGUACUGGUUGUGUCAAGAACCUUUGCCUUGGAGAUGGAUGCAGAGCAAGCGGCCAAGUUGCAUGCCGAUGAGAUACAGCAUGCUGGGGCCGUGCAAAUUCGCAAAGGAUCGAAGCAGAAAGCAGAAGCGUUGAUGGCCCAGACGCCCAUGAAGAAACCGUAUCUAGGACCAGCUUAG